This is a messenger RNA of Fraxinus pennsylvanica, 792 nucleotides long. The record is from the annotation of a GenBank genome assembly. Lineage: Eukaryota; Viridiplantae; Streptophyta; Magnoliopsida; Lamiales; Oleaceae.
AUGCAAUCUUGCAACUCUUUCAGCUGCCCAUUUAAUGUUGUUAAUCCCACUAAAGCCCAUUUGUUGAUACGAAAAAAUUCAAGAAUUCUUUAUUUCCCCUUUCGAUGUGUAUCUAAACUCGCAUGUCCCACAAUUGCAGUUAGUGAUGUUGCUGGCAUUUUUCAGAACAAGGUUUUGAUAGCUGCAGCUGUAUCUGCAGCAAUUGGGCAAUUGUCAAAGCCAAUAACUUCAACUAUAUUAUAUGGCAAGAAUUUUGAUUUUAAGGCUGUCAUUCAGGCUGGAGGGUUCCCUUCUACCCAUUCCUCUGCUGUUGUGGCCACUGCAACUUCACUUGGUUUGGAAAGGGGUUUCUCUGAUGCAAUUUUCGGUUUAGCUGUAGUUUAUGCAGGCCUUGUCAUGUACGACUCGCAGGGAGUUAGAAGGGAAGUCGGCAUUCAUGCGAAAGAAUUAAAUAGGGUUUUGCUAAGCACCAGAAUGAGUUCAACUUCCUCUAGUAACGAUGCUGACACAUUCACCAACUCUUUUCCUGGAGACUCAUCUUCCGAUUUAGAGAGCACUGACCCUCUUUUCUUGGAGGAACAGAGUUCUUUUCAGACAAAACAGGCAAAUGCUUCUGUGUUACUUAAAUCUGAGAACAGGAUAAAAAGCACUACAGUAAGAUCCUCUGGUGUGGCAUCUGAUGUCGGAGAAGAAUCAGUAAGUGUAUCAUAUGGUUGCUCCACAUUAAAAGAAUCAGUAGGACACACAGAAAUUGAGGUUAUAGCAGGAUACAAACAAUUGACCAACCUAUGA